AUGGGUUUUGAUGUUCCUAUUAUGAACAAGUCAUCAGAUGUGCCAAGUAGCGAUGAUACGCCUGAUGCCAAUGUCUCGGAUAUAUCGAUGGAAGUGGUGAAUUCGGAGUUACAGUCACCGAUUCGACGUCCACCAUUGUUUUCCUUUCAUCCAACUCCCCGUUCACUUCAACGAAUCGGUGAGGAAGAUGAGGAUUUGGAGGAUGAGUUGGAAGAUGAGGUCGAAAAAGGAAAUAAUGAUGAGGAGACCCUCUCAGUUGUGCGAAUGUCACCUACAAUCUCUCUCUCCCAAAUUCUUAAUGAUUCUUGUGUUCAAAUGUCUUCUCAGUACUCAGCUUCUGGGGAGGGUACUUCCAACUACGAUAGUGCCGCUGUCACUAUGCGGCCUAAUGUAGUGCCUGCUCAGUCAAACUAUCCUCAAGCAAGCACAGAUAGAAAAGAAGGAAGGGAAAAAGACAAGGCCUCCCAAUCACCACUGCCGCCACUGGAAUCAUCCUCUUCCGCAAAAAAGAAAGGUAUUUCGGAGGUGAGUCCAAAUGAGCCUCCUGCGGUGUUAAAUGUGGAGGAGACAGAGGUGGAGGCGGAUCCCAUCUCGGCGUUGGUCGAACUUUCAAACGUUGUGGUUGACAGUGAGAAAUUUAUCGUUCUGCGCCAAAUCGCUCGCGGAGGAUUUUCAUCAGUAUGGAUCCUCAAUAAACUAUAG
Hydatigera taeniaeformis is the source of this 702-nucleotide messenger RNA. The record is from the annotation of a GenBank genome assembly. Lineage: Eukaryota; Metazoa; Platyhelminthes; Cestoda; Cyclophyllidea; Taeniidae.